AUGUGUAGUGUCAUUCACUCAUGUUGCAUACUGGGGGUCUUGUUGCACAUAUUAUUCCUUAUAGAAUUUUCUUUGUCUUUUAGACAACAAAAUCACUUAUUGAAUUAUUCUAAAAAUUGUGAACAUGUUAAAACAUGUAAGCACAGAGGUUCUACCCAUAAUAUAUGCCGUAUACAAUCCAAUUUACAUUCAUUGAAUAAUGAAUCUACCGUGGGUCUUAAUUUAUUUAACAGGAAAAACAAGUCUAAAAAUAUCUACUUAAACAUAUGUAAUCUCAUAUCUGUCAAUCGCAAACCAGACCCAUUAUUUCUAAUACCAAUCCUUCUUAUACAUGAAAAGUCUACUAAUUUGUUCGAUCAUGUAACCAAUCCAAAAUCCAUAAGGGACUUAAGAAGAUCGCAUUUUAUGAACAAAAGAAGAUUCAAAUAUGGAUAUAGAGCUUGCCCAGUCAGAGGCGAAUUUUCACAUCAAGAACUAAUAAUAUCGGUCCCAUUAUCAGAACUUAAGAAAGUUGAGGCUUACGAUAUUAUUUGCAGUGAAAUAUUCAAGGAUUACAAUUUCCCACUCUAUGUAUUUAGUCUUGCGAAGGGUUUUAUGUACAGAGUGUACCAUGAAUAUGUUUGUCCCAGUCUCAAACAUUCUAUACAAAGAUGCACCGGAGUAAAUUGGGAUUAUAUAAAGGGGGAAGGUAUUUUUAGACAUUUGUCCUCUAUAGAACCCUUGUAUGAUAUUGAAUAUGAAAAAUUGAUUGGCGAUAUUGCACAAUCAACUAAAUUUACCAAGCUCGGUUUAGCAGGUUUACAUGAUUCAGAUGGAUCUAGCAUUGAUAUUGCUACAGAUUCGUUUAUAGAUGCAAAUGCAUCAGACAAUGAUAAUCCCACUACAUUACCUGUACCGGAUGUUGAAUCUUUCCAAAUACGUCUUGCCAGAUAUAUUAAAUCCAUCAAAGAUAUUGUAUUUGUUUACAAAAGCAUCCAGUUGCUAAAAGAGAUUUUGGCAAGAGAACCUACUAGAGAAGAACUCAGCUAUGCAUUCCAUGGUUACAAUGGCAAAAAUAAUGAAAGUGACAAUUGCGACAUAUGGAACGAAUACAUUGUGCACAAAAGGGAAGUAUAUAAUGGAUUCCAUAGAUUUCUUUUCAGGCAUAGUCAAUGCACUGCUGAAAACCGUUGGAACGCCCUAAAACACAGCUUUUUGGGCCGUGAAUAUAUCGAUGAAUGCCUGAGGAAGCGAUUACAUGAGGGCUGGAUUGAUAUGGAUCUAGAUAUGGUCGUUCCCAAUAUAGAACGGAUUAUUAUUGAUUCUUUGUGGAAAUCGCUCACCAACAUAACAAUACUUAGAUUAAAUGGGAUUAAUGGGGAUAUUGUGCAGUUUGUAACCAAUUAUUUGUAUCACACUGCCUAUAUACAAAUAUAUAAAUCACUAGGUGUUGACAUACAAAAGAUAGAACAUGCAAAUACUGCUAAAAGGUUGAUGGAUUCGUUUAGUUUCAAGCGUAAAAUGAUGGGGGAUGAUAACAAGGAUUCCUUUACUUUGUACAACGAGCUUAUGCAACAAGUGUCUAAUAAAAUGGGCAUCAGCGUGAACAAAAUACUUGAAUCAUUUGACUAUGUAAAUGAGCCUAUUUAUAAUCCAGAAGAUCCAAUUCCCAGGAAAUUGCGCUACGCAAACCCACAAUCAUAUCGAUUCUACGACGGAAUACGUACUUUUGGCCAAUUAUAUACUAGCCCCUCCAACGCAGAGGGUCUUUUUAAUGUGAAAAAUGAGCUACUAGUCCGUAGCAUGAGACUCUUGGCCAUAGAAGCUCUUACUGACCGUGUGGCUAGGUAUAUAUUCAUUGCUUCCAAUGGUUUGUUCAUUUCAGAGCCAAAAAUGACAACACCCGAAAUCGCUAAGACUCUGGGUAUGAAAGAAAAGGUUAUUGACUUUAUUAACUAUACGUCUUUCAUACGUUGCUCCAUUUACGAAUCUAUACGUAUUUCAAAGAAACUGCCUCCGUUCAUUAAAUUAUAUGAGAACUUAGAGAGGGACAUGCAUAUGCUCGAAUUGCCAUCCGACAGCUAUUACACUGACAUGACGAUCGCUGAAGCGAAAGAUGCUAGGAUGAAGGGAACACGAGAAUUUAUUGACAUGCCUAUUAUAUCACAAAUUAAGUACUACCGAGUUAACCGAAGGAGAAUAGUUGAUAAUCUCAAAAGGAGUCCACUGGUAUCCCUUUUAAACAAUGUAGAAUCGGUGGAGAGUGAGGAUUUUCAGCUUUAUCCUCUUGAUUUGUGA
Molecule: messenger RNA, 2277 nt
Organism: Babesia microti strain RI
Lineage: Eukaryota; Apicomplexa; Aconoidasida; Piroplasmida; Babesiidae
Exons: 1
Coding region: 1-2277 (758 amino acids)
Source: RefSeq, a predicted model, not a curated record